AUGGAUUCGGGACUGCCACCAGGAUGGAUAUCUCAAUAUGAUCCAAAUACUCAGAAAUAUUUUUACGUCAAUCAAGCUACUGGUGUCUCGCAAUGGAAUCAUCCGGGGCCAGUUGGACCACCACCUGGACCACCACCUUCUGGACCACUGGCAUCUCAAUAUUCUCAGCCGCAAUAUGGUGCUCCUCAAUCAGGGAAUUAUUCACAAAGCACAUAUGGACAACCGCCAAGUGGGUAUGGACAACAACCACCACCACCAACAAGUUAUACAUCACCACCAACUAGUGGUUAUGGACAACCUCCACCAAGUGGCGGAUAUGGACAACCUCCACCAAGUAGCGGAUAUGGACAACCUCCACCAAGUGGUGGAUAUGGACAACCUCCACCAAGUGGCGGAUAUGGACAACCUCCACCAACAGGCUACAGUUCUUACGGACAACCGCCCUCAGGUCAGUAUCCACCCCAAGGUCAAUAUCCGCCCCAAGGUCAAUAUCCACCUCAAGGAGGUCAAUAUCCACCCCAAGGUCAAAAUGCACCACCCACAGCAACUAGUAAACAAUCUACUUCAAACCAGCCUACAAAAUCGUCUUUUUCUUCUGGGCUAGCAUUGGCAGGUGCUGCUGGUGUCGGUUUACUUGGGGUCGAAACAUACGAAUCCGAUGGUCUAUUUGGUAAAAAAACGGAAACUGUAUAUGUUGAUGAUUGUGGAAACGAAGAAGUCAUAGAAACGAAAACGGGUUUGUUUGGCACUAAAACUGAAGUAUACAAACGUGACUACGAUGAUGACUAG
Messenger RNA from Cetraspora pellucida, 789 nucleotides. Lineage: Eukaryota; Fungi; Glomeromycota; Glomeromycetes; Diversisporales; Gigasporaceae. The record is from the annotation of a GenBank genome assembly.